CUGGUGUGAUAUGUGUCGUGUAUGGAGCUCUGUUGAAAAUUCAUAGUUUUGAGUGGUAAAAAGUGGCCAAAAAAUUUGGAAUUUUCGUGCAAAUAUUAGUAAUAAGUGCAGUUAACAAUUCUGUGAAGUGAGACCUGCAUGCAAUCUGCUUAAACAAAGUUACUUGAAAUCUUCCUGAUUUUAUAUGGAAGCAGCGUCACUUUUUUGCGACACAUUCUGUGAGAAUACAAGGACUAGUAGCUCAGUUUUUUUACUGUUACUGGGUUUACGAGUAAAAUAAAUGGGAUGGCGGAGGUAACACCAGAAAUCACGAUAAAGCACCUCUAUAUCCUCAUAUUGGCCAACAAUACUGAAAUAAAGGAGGAAAUCAAGGCACUAACUCGUGAAAUACAGAAUUUAAAGGAAGAUUACGCAAAACAAUACCACGAACUAGGGGAAGAAAUCACUGCUCUAAAACAAGAGAAUCAAAAACUAAAAGAGAAGGUCAAAUCGGUGGAACGUAAAACUAAAAAAUAUAACUUUUAUGAUCUUAAAAAGGAAAAUAGCAAGUCCGCAGACUUGGAUUAGCUGGUUACCAUUGUAAAUAAAAAACUGGAGCUGGAAUGCAAAUCUUCCGAUUUUAGAGACUUCUAUAGGUUGGGGCGAUCAGUUGCGGGAAUGAUCAGGCCUUUGAUGGUGGAGUAAAUCAAAUAGCUGAGAGGCAGUGGUAUCUAUAUUGCACCAGAUCUCACUGACGCCGAUAAAAAUAUACUAGUGUCGUAUUUCAAAUUAGCAAGAACCCUCAAUUUGCAAGCUAAGAUACAUAAACAGGGUGUAACUAUUGAACAACAAGAAUAUGCUGCCUUGGACGUGCAAAAGGAGGUACGAACCAUUAUAAAAUCCGCACAACAAGCGGCUUCAGAAAAAGAAACUCGAUACCUGACGCCCCGUAGGAUAGGCCCUGGGCCCAGUGAAAGUCGCAGGCGGACAAAAGCCGGAAAAUAAAAAAAUAAAAAUUGAUGAGAAGAAGUUUUGAAGAUAUAUACCAGGUCUCAGAAAAAAUAAUGUUUGGUGUCACCUUUUUCUGUGUAUACAGACUUGACUCCCUUGCAAAAAAAAUUAGUGUCCAGUGUUUGUGUGUGCGCGUGUAAAUUCUUUAAAACAACGUAAACAUAGUUUAAAAUUGUUUUAUUUUACUUGACUAAUUGUGUGAACUUUGAGGUCUUCUUGCAGAACGUUGGAUUUUAGGAAAAAUGAAGGAUAUCCCGCUUACUACUGAAUUUCCUGUCUCGGGCCUCUUACCAAAAAAGGAAACUGGAGUUACUUCAUUUUUGAACAAAUAUCCGAAUUAUGAUGGGAGAGGCACUGUCAUAGCUAUUUUGGAUUCUGGUAUUGACCCAGGUGCCCCAGGAUUACAACAAACUAUUGAUGGUAAGAUUAAGAUUAUAGAGCGUUUUGACUGUAGUGGUUGUGGAGAUGUAACCACUGUAAAUGUUACCCCAAUUGAGGGCUAUAUUGAAACCCUUUCUGGGAAGAAACUGAAGAUUCCCUCACAUUGGAAAAAUUCUGAUGGUACUUAUAGAAUCGGUCAAAAAAAUGCUUUUGACUUAUAUCCUGAUAGGUUAAAAGAACGUAUUAAGAGUGAAUAUAAAAAGAAACAUUGGGAUGAAAAUCAUCGGAGAGCUGUUAGUGAUAUCAGUAGGGAACUUGCAGAGUUUGAUCAAAAACACCCUAAUAAUGCUAUCUUUACCAGUGCAGAAAAAAUGGAAAAAGAAAAUUUGGAUGCUAAACUUGACAUACUAGUGAACUAUGAAAAGAAGUAUAAUGAUCCAGGUCCUGUAUAUGACUGUAUACUUUUUCAUGAUGGAGACAAGUGGGUGUGUUGUGUGGACACAUCUGAAGAUGGAGACUUAUCAAAAUGUCCUUUGAUAGGAGAAUACAGCAUCACUCAUCAAUAUGAGCCUUUAACUAAACAGGAUAAGAUGAACUUCAGUAUUAAUGUACAUGAUGGGGGAAAUGUACUUGAACUGGUUGGAGUAUGCUCAAGCCAUGGGACGCAUGUAGCCUCAAUAGCAUCGGGGUAUUUUCCCGACUCUCCAGAGCAAAAUGGUGUAGCCCCAGGAGCCCAGAUAGUGUCACUGACUAUAGGGGAUGGUAGACUGGGAUCCAUGGAAACGGGUACAGCACUGAUAAGAGCUAUGAUCAAAAUAACAGAGCUCAAAAAGAAGAUGAACAUCCAUGUCAUCAACAUGAGUUAUGGCGAACAUGCACAUUGGGUUGAUGCAGGGAGAAUCGGAGAUCUCGUAAAUGAAAUUGUGAAUAAAUAUGGAGUUGUUUGGGUAUCCUCUGCGGGCAAUAACGGACCUGCUCUAGGAACUAUAAGUACACCAUCAGACAUCAGUAAUGAACCAAUCAUAAGCGUUGGAGCUUAUGUUUCUCCAGAAAUGAUGAUAGCUGAAUAUUGCAUGAGACAAAAAUUACCAGGUUCCCCGUAUACUUGGUCUUCCAGAGGACCUACCAUCGAUGGAGGUGUAGGUGUUCACAUAUGCGCACCAGGGGGUGCUAUAACAUCAGUUCCUAACUUUACAUUGAGGUACUCUCAGUUGAUGAAUGGUACCUCGAUGGCUUCUCCUCACGCAGCGGGAGUAGUAUCCGUUUUGAUCUCAGGUCUAUUGCAGCAAAACUUGCCAUACUCACCAUACAGUAUCCGACGAGCUUUAGAAAAUACAGCUACCUUCCUAGAGGGUGUUGAGAUACCAGCACAGGGUAAAGGACUGAUCCAAGUUGAAAAAGCAUUUGACCAUUUAGUGAAUUAUAGUAAUGAACCUGAAUUGAAUGUCAGAUUCCAGGUUCAAUGUGGAUCUUCAAAUUCCAAAGGCAUAUACAUGAGAUCUAAGGUGCACAACCCAGUACAAACGUUCAAAAUAUCCGUCGAACCUCAUUUCUUAGACUCCGAGAAUGUAGAUCCCGAAAAGAAGAUCUACUAUAACCAAAAAUUCGUUCUGACUUGCAGUGCGACCUUCGUGAGUUGUCCAAGUCACUUGGACUUAUCCAACGUAGUUCGAAUGUUUGCUGUAACUAUAGAUACGUCUUCGUUAAGCGAGGGACUUUACGUCACUUUCAUCAACGCAUAUGACGUAAAAUGCGUGGAGAAAGGGCCAGUAUUCAAAAUACCUAUAACCGUUAUUCAACCAAAGGAAGUGACUAAAGCAAAGCAUGUGGUUAAUUAUAAUAAAGUUAAUUUUAAACCAAACACGAUCAAGAGACAUUAUUAUACAGUACCAAACAUGGCUACUUGGGCCGUCUUGAAACUAACUUCUGAUGAUGAUAAUGGAAGAUUUGUCAUCCACACACUCCAAGUGGUCCCCAGGCAACACUGCAAGGCAUUAGAAAUGAACAAAACAGUACCUGUUACUUCAAAAUCAGACGCAUUCGUUUGCUUCCCCGUGAAAGGAGAUUUGAUUCUGGAGCUAGUCAUAGCAAAAUAUUGGGCUAACUUAGGAGAAGCAAAUCUGGAUUUUUCUCUGUCAUUCAGUGGGGUGAAACCAAACCAACCUUGUAUCACUAUGCAUGCUGCAGACGGCAUACAUACAGUGGAGGUGAAAACUUUGCAAGGAGAGGAUAUUGCCCCUUCAGUAAACCUCAAGACGUCCGUCCAGGUGCUAAGACCUGCAGAGCACAAAAUUGCCCCUCUAACGUCUAGGGACAUAAUACCUCCAAACAGGCAGAUAUACGAGCUGGUCCUAGUAUACAAUUUCACGCUAGCCAAACAGUGUGAAGUAUCGCCAAAUUUGGCGCUGCUCAGUGAUAUGUUGUAUGAAUCGGAGUACGAGUCACAAUUUUGGUUGUUAUACGACUCCAAUAAACAACUUAUGGGAUGUGGUGAUGCUUAUCCUUCCAAGUAUUCGAUAAAAUUGGAGAAAGGUGAAUAUACCCUUCGAUUGCAAGUAAGACACGACAAAAAGGAAUAUCUUGAAAAAAUUAAUGAAGCGCCCAUGCUUCUAAAUCAAAAAUUGAACGCUGCUAUCGCAUUAGAUACGUAUCUCUCGUAUUCACAAGCACUUAUUGGUGGUAAAAAGGCUGGCGUAACUUUUAACUCGAACCCUUAUGCUGCUAUACCUUUGUAUAUUGCUCCCCUGGCUUCAGACAAAUUCCAGCUAAAAUCGAACAAUCAUGCCCACUAUUUAACGGGUACUAUAAGUUAUGCUAAAGAUGAAUUUGGCAAAAAGGCGGAUGUCUAUCCUAUUAAAUAUAUUCUGAUGGAUGGAAUCAGUACAAAGAAAGCUAAUAAUGGUGGUACUUCCGACAAAACUAAGCUAGAGGAAUACAAUGAAGCACUGAGAGACUUGAAAACCCAAUGGCUGUCAAAAAUCGAUUCCACGAUUGUUCCAGCAAUGUACGAAGAGUUAGCCAAGCAAUACCCUGAUCACUGUCUGAUCCACUCGGCCUAUUUGCAAGUGAUUGAUCCAUUGGACAAGAAAAUACUUCCUGGGUCUUCCCAUACUUGUAAGCCUGAAGACCUCAAUGCAGUUAUUUCAAUUUGUAAUAAUGUUAUAGAGAGUGUCAAUGAAGAAUCUAUUUUGGCUUACAUGGCUACCAAGACUGAUUUAAGGAAUGAUGCUAACAAAAUUAAAAGUGUAAUGGAACAGCAAAAGAAUGUCUAUAUAGAAUGCUUGUCAAGAAAAGGCAUUGCUCUGUGUCGCCUGAAAACCACCAACGAAGAAGAAAAAGAUGAAGAAAUUCCAGAAAUUUGGAAAUCCUUGGUCAAAUUCAUUGAUCCAAGUGACGCCAAGGUACGCAUUUGUUAAUUUUCUGAGCACUUCAAGGAUGUCAAGAGACGACAAUGGGCAAAUGUGCGACGACCCUUAGAAGUACAGUGCAGAUAUCACUAAUAUUGCCUAAACCACAGAUUCCUUGUUCCAAACGAAUUAAAUGACUUUCUUUCAAUUUUACAGACAGCUGCAGCUGAUCCAAACAUUACUUUUAAAAUCAUUUAUACUGUUAGACGUUCUCUUAAAUAUGGUUUGAUUUGACUCAUUCUUUUUACUUGAAACCUAAUACGAAGGCGUAGGAAGUAUAUAGUCAAUCUACUUGAUGUCAUUUUUUAUACAGGGUGGCCCAACGAAAAGGUCGCACGCCUAUUUGUGACUCUCCUGGUAUAUUUUGGGAAAAACUCGGACACGUCAAUUUUGAUUUAUAGGGUCUUUUCAUCUAUAGAAUAUGAUACAGGGUAGUCCAAAAAUUACAUAUUGCAUUAAACUUUAGAAUUUUCCAAGAAAUUUUUAGUAACUUUUGUACAAUAAAUUUUAUAUCUUCAAUUGUUGUGAAGCUAUUUGAAUUCAUAAUAAAAUUCGGCUAACUUAAUACUGAUAAUAAUAGAAUAUACGGCAAAAAUAAUACCAGAAAGAAAAUUUAGCAUAUCAAUCUCAUUUCAAAUUGUUGAGUUACCAACCUUGUUGUGAUAAGUAUUGAACAAUGACUUACUCAAUUGGGAGCAUUGCAAGAGCUACUGCCCGGUUGUUUAAUGCGUUACAUCCAGACAAAAUAUUAACGAUAAGUAUGUGGCUAAGUUGAUAAGAACAUUUGAAGAAACUGGAUCUGUGCCGUAAUCGUCAUCGAGAAAGUCGACCAGUUAGAAGUGAAGCCGCAGAAAUAGCAGUUUUGGGACACGUAGCACUUCACAAAACUUAAAGCACUCGUGGACUGGCUAUUUCUUCAGGAUUUACACAUUCAACAGUACAAGUAAUGUUUAAAGACAAUACAUUUUACCCGUACAAGUUGAAACUUGUUCAUGAGCUUAAUGAAGACGGUUGGAGUUUUGCGAAUUAAUGUCCCAACGUUUAAUCAACAAUGCCAAUCUGUUAUUUAAUAUUUGUUUGUCGGAUAAGUGUACGUUCUGUUUACAUGGUGCUGUGAAUAGAAAUAAUUGUCGAUAUUGGAGAGACUAGAAUUCACAUUUGUUUCUAGAGGUACACUCGCAAUAUCAUGAAGAAACAAAUGUGUAGGCCGGCAUUUUUCAAUACCUUUGUUAUUAUCAUUCUUAAAAAAACUAUAGUUCUUGAAACAAUACUUGCGGCUUUUCAGGUGGUGCCAAGCCACGUGGCA
Acanthoscelides obtectus is the source of this 6084-nucleotide messenger RNA. The record is from the annotation of a GenBank genome assembly. Lineage: Eukaryota; Metazoa; Arthropoda; Insecta; Coleoptera; Chrysomelidae.